CCCAUCUAUGCUUUAGCUUUGACUAAAACGGCACCGUAUGUCCCUUGAUUGAAAAGAGAAGGGUUUUUGGUAUGGGGGUUUUUGAAUUUGGAUCGUUAUUGGCCAGGCAUUCGUUGAAUUCUCCUUCUUCAAGCUUGCAAAAAAAGACUGUUCCCCAACAUUAAUCGAUGUGGUAUUUAUGUGUGUUUUACCACAGGCUGCUCGAUUACCGGAAACCCGAAGUCGAGUCCCUGGCUGACCUUUUCGGAGCUUUCGAAGACAAACGGCGCCCUGGUAACCGAGUUCUACAAUGGCGGCUACCUCAACACCAUCACCCCGACUCCCCUUUCUAUUUCGUCGACUUGCCUUCCGAGGACGUGGCCAAGAACAUCGCCAAUCGAAGUAUACUUGUGAAGGGAAUAUAUGAACUUUGGGGAGAAGGAGGUAGCUAUGAGGAGCUUGAAGAGGCUGUUAAAAGCUACCCUGAUGAGCGAAAGUUGCCAUAUUUGGGGUCUGAAAGUACGUUUAAGAUUACCGUGGAUAGUUUUGGGAAGGUUAUGAGCCUUCUGGAGCAGAAUGAACGGAUUCGGGGGCUUUCAUAUAUUUCUUUUAAGGGUCGAGUUAAUUUAAAGAACCCCGAUCACAAUUUCUGGCUCAUGGAAACUGAUGACAUUGCAACUAAUAAUGGACUUCCACCGGUAGCACAAAGGAGAAUAUUCUUCGGUAGGGAAGUUGGUGGAGCAGAUAGGAAGCUUCUCCCCACGUAUCAGUUGAAAAGCCGAAAUUAUCUUGGACCAACAGCAAUGGAUGCGGAAAUGGCUUUCUUAAUGGCCAAUCAAGCGCAGGCUGCGCCUGGGAAACUUGUAUAUGACCCCUUUGUUGGCACGGGGAGCAUUCUGGUUUCAGCAGCUCACUUUGGAGCAAUGACAAUGGGUGCUGAUAUUGACAUCCGAGUGGUGCGUGAUGGGCGCGGCCCUGACCGUAAUGUUUGGAGCAACUUCAAACAGUACGGAUUGCCGAUGCCAAUUGCUUUGUUGAGGGCGGAUAACAACCUUCCUCCUUGGCGUCCUGGAUUAAAGGAGGUGUUUGAUGCAAUAAUUUGUGAUCCUCCAUAUGGAGUUCGAGCUGGUGGACGGAAAUCUGGAGGCCGGAAAUUGCUCAAGGGGGUUAUUGGCCCUUACACUGUUCCAGAUGACAAAAGGGCAGACCAUAUACCUUCAACUGCGCCUUACAGCUUAGCUGAGUGUGUGCAUGACUUGCUUGACCUUGCUGCUAGGAUGCUUGUAAUUGGUGGCAGGCUCGUAUUCUUUUAUCCCGUGUCGAGAGAAGAAGACUCGUGCGAAGAUCAUUUCCCUGAGCAUCCAUGUUUCGAGUUGGUUGCCACUUCAGAACAGAUACUCAGCUCACGAUACAGUCGGGUUUUACUCACCAUGGUAAAGACGUCCUCGUACACCGAGGAACUUGCGUUGGCAGCUUGGAUGAAACAUUUGGAGUUCAAGGCGAAUCAUUCCAAGUGGUUGGAAGAAGGUAAAAAUCUUCACUCUUCUGUUUUCAGUCCAGCAGAUGUUCAUCACUCUGGUGAUUCAAAACUGAGCAAAGAAUCAAAGCGCAAAUAUAGAGGGAAAUACGUGUAAUAUCUUUGCUGUUGUUUUAGGGGCUAUAUUUAUUCUAAAAAGAAAAUAAGGUAAAAUUCUGAUUUUCACCCUUCUUGUUUGUAAUUCUAUAAACCAAAGUUACAAAAUUAUUGUCUCACUUUUUAAUCGAAAGUGUUUAUUUCUAAAGAAUGGUGAAAAAAACAAA
Gossypium arboreum is the source of this 1779-nucleotide messenger RNA. RefSeq lists its product as uncharacterized. The record is from RefSeq and is a predicted model, not a curated record. The transcript has 6 exons. Gene Ontology annotation, molecular function: nucleic acid binding. Gene Ontology annotation, cellular component: cytoplasm. Gene Ontology annotation, biological process: methylation. Bases 168 to 1613 code for a protein of 481 amino acids. Lineage: Eukaryota; Viridiplantae; Streptophyta; Magnoliopsida; Malvales; Malvaceae.